AUGUCUGCUGCCGAUGAUGAUGUCGUAAAGGAGCUUGACCAGAUGAAGAAGCAUUUGAAGGAGAUGGAGGAGGAAGCUGCUGCUCUCUGCGAAAUGCAGGCCAAAGUUGAGAAGGAGAUGGGUGUUGUUCAAGGAAAAAAUGAAAUUGGGGAGGAGAGCAGGAGAUGGAGUUCGUAUCAGCACGUGGGAAGAGCAGGGUCCAUCAUUCCGACGGCUUCUUUGGCCGGAACUGAGGUAAGGGAAUUGAAGAAGCAGGUACCGGACGUAGCGCCGGUUGCAGCGGAGCACAACGGAGACGUUGGUGGCAGCGGCGGCGACGACGAGGGAUCUGAGACCUCUUGGUGCUUCCCUAGUGAUGCGGACGAUGUUACGAUGAGUUCUUGCGGCGAAGGCGGGAAGAUGGUAAAGGUGACGGUGUGCUGCGAGGAUUGA
Messenger RNA from Malania oleifera, 432 nucleotides. RefSeq lists its product as uncharacterized. NCBI's taxonomy places the organism in Eukaryota, Viridiplantae, Streptophyta, Magnoliopsida, Santalales, Ximeniaceae. Bases 1 to 432 code for a protein of 143 amino acids. The transcript is spliced from 4 exons. The record is from RefSeq and is a predicted model, not a curated record.